AAAAUUUCUGCACCUAUCCCCGCUCGUCUGGUUUGUUGAGUCUUUUUUUGAACAGUCAAUUGCACCUUUGCUUAUUACUUAAAACUGGCAAAAUUGCAACUGACAGAGGAUGAGUUUGAAAAGAUUUGUCAGACCGAUUCUCCCAAAGGCAAGGAAGAAGGACUGAGCCAAAUGCUGCAUCAAAUAUUCUGCGUGCUGAAAAGAGUUUGGCAACUGGUAAAAUUAGAUAACUGCCUGGAAGCACUAGACAAUCCGUGGAACCUCUACGGAAAUCACAGCAGCCACUACAGAACCUGUAAAACGGGGACGUGGCAGGCCACAAGCAACAGGGGAUGCGAUGCUAGAUCAUCAUCAGUUAUUGGUUCUGGAAGGAAACAAACUACUGAUGUUGCUCGUGUCAUUUUACAGACGAGGGGUCAAGGUCAAAAAUUUCUGCACCUAUCCCCGCUCGUCUUGUUUGCAAGAGAGAGGAUGAGUUUGAAAAGAUUUGUCAGACCGAUUCUCCCAAAGGCCAAAGGCAAGGAAGGACUGAGCCAAAUGCUACAUCAAAUAUUCUGGGUGCUGAAAAGAGUUUGGCAACUGGUAAAAUUAGAUAACCUGCCUGGAAGCACUAGACAAUCACAGCAGCCACUACAGAACCUGUAAAACGGGGACGUGGCAGGCCACAAGCAACAGGGGAUGCGAUGCUAGAUCAUCAUCAGUUAUUGGUUCCGAUGUUGUCUUACUUCCCCAAAAUUACAUCGGUUUGGAAAUAAAAUGCGAUGUUGUUGUCCAAGAUCAACCCCAUUUCAACCCGUCAGUUGCACAGUCGUCUGCCAGGAAAAAAGAAAUGAAACAUUAGGUAUUGGUGGUUCUGGAAGGAAACAAACUACUGAUGUUGCUCGUGUCAUUUUCAGAGAAAAGCAUAAAGUUGGGGAGCCUUCUGAUACAACGGUAACAAUUGAGCCAGAUGGAAAAUCUGAAUAUGCACAUAGCCAAGACCAGCAUGGCGCCGGUGUACAUGGCUAAGAAGUUUAGUUACAGCUUGGAAGUUGGAGCUCACAGCUGUAAGCUGACGUGGCAAGGGAUUCCCAGAAGCAUCAGAGACGGUCACAGAAAAGUGCGUCAUAGUCAGUACAGAAGAGAAGAGUAGAUGAUGAUGAUGAUCCAUGAGGCCAAAGCAAAAUGGGGAAUAAGAAGAGAAUAAAGAUAUAAUAAGCUCUCUAAUGAUGGUUUUGAUUGGAACUGAAACGGAUCAUGUACAUAGCAGCAGUCUUGAGAGCUAUGAGAUUAGGUUGAAAACAUUAUGUUUUGAAAUAUUACGAAUUCUUACUCUUGUAAUUUUCCUGAUUUGUUUGAAAAAUAAAAAGACAGUUUUCCUU
Messenger RNA from Brassica napus (rape), 1361 nucleotides. RefSeq lists its product as uncharacterized. The record is from RefSeq and is a predicted model, not a curated record. The transcript is spliced from 3 exons. Lineage: Eukaryota; Viridiplantae; Streptophyta; Magnoliopsida; Brassicales; Brassicaceae. Bases 172 to 645 code for a protein of 157 amino acids.